AUGUUGUGAUUAUCACGUGGCCAACUUGGAAGCAAAUGACUUAGCUUAGUCAUUGUUUUGGAAACGUGGCCAAUUUGGAGAGGAAGAAAAUGACUUAGUCAUUGUUUCUACGUGGUGAUCAAAGAGAAAUGAUGGGGCAGCUGUCACAAACCUAUUUACCUGGUUCCACUAUAAAAGGAAGACCAGCCCCUCCAUUUCUUCAUCAUUUUUGAACGUGACCAGAGAGAAGAAAAGAGAGCAAGAAGAGAAAAGAAAUAAAAAGAAAAAGAAAGAAAAAGAGAGAUAAAGAAAAAUAAGAAAAUAGUUUUAGAGAAUUAAGAGAAGCAAAGAUUGCGGGAUUAUCGAUAUAGAAUUAAGACGAAGAUUUGGAGUGAAUAAAAAAGGUUUGGUCAGUUUCUGGAAUCAAAGAGUCAAGCCGCAUCGAUUAAUCACUGUAACCAGUAGUAAAGACCAUAGCGCUCGCGGAACUGUAGGAGCUGGUGUAGAUUGGACAUCUUUUGCUAAAGACUCGUUUCAAGAAAUAUGAAUAGAAUUCUAUGGCUUCUCCUAUUACAAUCAUAUGUUUUGACUAUGGAGGAAGUUACAUCAAGGAUGGGGCUGAGAUUAAGUGGAUCUCCGGAGAAGAUCAAAUCCACACUCUAGUGAUGAAAACAUAUGUGGAAGAGGUUACAUAUUCUGAACUGGUCAAGUGUAUAUGCAGAAAGAUUAAGGCAAAUGUAGAUGGGAUGGUGAAGAUUAGUUACUUUCCAUUGAUAUUUUAUUCAAACAAGCCAUCAUAUAUUUGGUGUGAUGAAGACGUUUUGGGUUAUCUCAUGCAAGUAAAUCAUGAUAAAUGUAGAAGUGUUUUAUAUAUGGAGAUCAGCAGUGACAUGGAUGCUACAUAUGGUGGUAUGCCGCUUUCAGGAGAUGAUGGAACUGAUGAAAGCUAUGUUGGUCAAUCUGAUGGUGAGGAUACAUAUAUUGAGGAAGAUGAGACUGAUGAAGAUGAGUCUGAGGAAGAUGAGACUGAGCAAGAUGGAGAUGAGCAAGAUGGAACAGAUCAGGAUCAUGAGAUGGAUGGCAUGGUCACGCUUUACACAGCUGAACAACACGAAGACUUUGAGUUGCAUGAGAAUUUAGAGCAUGGGUAUGAAGGAACAGAAGUCAGAAUAGAAGUUGAAGCUGCAAGAGCGGGAGUUGAAGCCACAACAGUAGUAAAAGAAGAAUGGGAUGAUGGUCUCAAUUUGGUUAAGAGUCAAGAAUUCAGAACUAAGACAGCCAUGCAAGUUCUAGUUCAGAGGGGUGCGCUUAAGAAUGGUUUUGAGUAUGACACACUUAAGUCCGAUACUGGGAGAUUUGUGGCAAGAUGUCGAGGAGCCAAAUAAGGUUGCUAGUGGUAUUUGCGUGUAGCAAAGCUUAAGAAUUCAUAUCUUUGGACGGUUAUAACUUACAUCAAGUCUCAUACAUGCUCAGUGGUAACUACAAGUACCCUUAGAAAUAGAAGGAGAGGCACAUCACAUGUUGUUGCAUCUGUUUUGGGUGAAGAAUAUCCCGGUAGAUAUGACACACCAACACCAGCUGAUUUGAUCAGUAUGGUUAUACACAAGGUUGGUGUUGAUGUAUCAUAUGCCACAGCAUGGAGAGGAAAAAGGAUGGCUGGUAAUGAAGUGCAAGGUACUCCGGAAGAGAGUUUUUCUUUGAUACACUCCUAUAUGCACAUGCUUAAGUUGAAGAAUCCUAACUCGGUAAGUUAUGUUGAAGUGGAUGCGGCGAAAAGAUUUAAGUAUCUAUUUUUCGCAUUUGGAGCUUCCAUAGAGGGGUUCGUAACGAUGAGGAAAGUUAUCAUUGUGGAUGGAACACAUCUUAAGCAUGUUUAUGGUGGAGUUCUGCUUGUUGCGACGGCUCAAGAUCCUGAUCGUCACCAUUACCCUAUUGCAUUUGGUGUAGUUGAUGGUGAGAAAGAUGAAAGCUGGAUGUGGUUUAUGAAUAAUUUGAGGUCAGUGAUAUCAGAUGUAGACGGAUUGGUGUUUCUUUCGGAUAGAAAUGGGAGCUUGAUCAAGUCAAUACGUGAGGUGUUCCCAACGGCCGCACAUGGGUAUUGUAUCUGGCAUUUGUCUCAAAAUGUCAAAGGACAUGUAUUCAACAACAGAGACGUUUGUGCAAUCAAGUUUAGAGAAUGCACAUAUGCUUAUACAGUGGCUGAGUUCGAUGUUCUCUAUGCUGAUAUUUCUAGAAAGUAUCCUUCUGCUGCCGAGUAUCUGGAAAAGAGUGUUAAAGUGGGAAAAUGGGCAAGAUGUUACUUUGAAGGAGACAGAUACAAUGUUGACACGACCAAUGCAGCAGAAUCUAUCAAUGGUGUUCUUCGGGAAGCGAGGAAAUAAUUCAUGCUACUGAUGAUUGAUGUUAUCAUUAAGAAAAUGGCUGAAUGGUUUAACAAACAUAUGAAGAAGGCAGCCCAAAUACAAGCCACGAAGAAGCUUGUGCCUACAGUAGAAACCCAGUUGUCAAAAGAUGUUUGAAAGCGAGGUGUUUAGAUGUGGUUGAGAUAAACAGCUUUCACCUUGAGUACAAUGUCAAUGGUAGUGACGGAAAGGUUUAUACGGUUGAUUUGGCAAGAAAAAUGUGCAGCUGUGGGUGCUUUGAUAUAGACAAAAUCCCGUGUGUUCAUACAUGUGCUGCUGCCAAGUUCUUGAGCGAUGGAACGGACCUCCAUCUACAAGACUUUUGUUCGGUAUACUAUACGGUGGAGCUUUGGGCGUUGGCAUACUGUAGUAUGAUUUAUCAUAUGCCACAUCAGUCUGAAUGGUUUAUUCCAUAUGAAAUUAGAGCACUCAAAGUUCUUCCUCCAUUAUAUGAAAAAACAAGGACCCACUCAAAAGCAAAAGUUUCUAUCAUCCGGAGAAUCUCGUGAACAUGGAAGAGGGCGAGGAAGAGGAAGGGGAAGAGGAAGGGGAAGGAGCAAAGGAAGGAGAGGGAGACGUUUGUAUGAGUAUUUUGAGUGUGGAAGUACUUCUGCAACUGCCGAGUAGCAUGGGACUCUUGUGAUUUGAACUAUGUGUAAUAUGUGUAAUCUGAACUAUUAGGAACUCUGGAACUACUAUGUGUAAUGUGAACUACUAGUACUGCUAGAACUACUAUGUGUAAUGUGGACUACUAGGAACUACUUUGUACUACCCUGAACUACAAAAAACUACUCUGUAUUACUAUUUCUUAUGCAUGUUUCUAAGAACCUUAAUUUUCUUCUUAUUAUUUAUUUGUAAAAGAUGUAUCUCGUAUAUUACGUGAUUAUAUGUCCAUGCAUGUCUUUAUUUGUCAAAAUAGACAUAAAAUACUCUUAAAAUUUCAAGUUGUUAGAAAUUUUCUCAU
Messenger RNA from Raphanus sativus (radish), 3345 nucleotides. RefSeq lists its product as uncharacterized. NCBI's taxonomy places the organism in Eukaryota, Viridiplantae, Streptophyta, Magnoliopsida, Brassicales, Brassicaceae. The record is from RefSeq and is a predicted model, not a curated record. The coding region runs from base 537 to 1364 and encodes 275 amino acids. The transcript is spliced from 3 exons.